Molecule: messenger RNA, 762 nt
Organism: Ilyonectria robusta
Lineage: Eukaryota; Fungi; Ascomycota; Sordariomycetes; Hypocreales; Nectriaceae
Exons: 6
Coding region: 1-762 (253 amino acids)
Source: RefSeq, a predicted model, not a curated record
AUGCUGCUGCUGCUGAUGCGAAUAGGGUCGCUAGUCACGGGCGCUGGCGGAGAGAUAUCUAUAAUAUUCUUCGCACAACCAGACUGCCCCUCCAGAUUCGCUUACCAGGAUCAGUAUCGUAUCAAGGGCCUCAAUGCCGAAACACUCGCCUCUGCAGAAUAUACCCCCCUGCAGUUGGAUGUUAUUGUUGCCUUAGAAUGGACUGAAGAGUGGUUUUUUAUGAAUGGCCGCGUCCACCCCUACGCACUUGCAUGGGAGGUUAAGCAGCAAGACAGUCUAGAAUCUGAUAUAGGCCGCACCGUUCUCUAUACCAUACCUGCCCUUAUUAUCUGUGAUAAAGGCUGUCAGCCCGUUCUUCCCAGGCUCUUUACCUCUAUAGACAGCUUCCUCUGUGUCCCGCCUGUCGUUUCCUUUACCGGCCCUAUUGUCGGCCCUGGUAACUGCUUGCUGCGACAGGACCUUCUCCCGGGUCUGGACACCACCCAACUAAAGUGCUGCGGCUUCAUCCAGCUUUCCACUUAUCUUACCCCAGGAAAUCCCGACAAGACUCCCUUCAGAGGCUUUUACCCUUUCCAGGUCUUCGUCAUCUUCCCUAUUCACACGAAUCCCUGGGCUAUCCUGUGCAGGAAGAUGACCGAGAGGCGAGAUUCCCACAACCCAGCCGGCCUUGCCUCUCUCUACACCACCAAAACAACAAACUUCCUCGGCUUCCUCUGCUUUCUAAGAUAUACACGCUACCUGUUAUUCUGUGGCUACGCCUAA